AUUUGCUGAAUUUCUAAGCUGAAGCCCAAAGCAGAGACCUUUGCUCAAGAAAUCAGUCUCACUUUCAGUUUUCUCAUUCUGAUUUUUCAAUUAACCUCAAAGCCUCUGAAAUCCGAGCGAGAAGGAAAAUUUGAAUCCCAGAACAACAAAAGGCAGCAGAUUCGAUGGCAGUGGCUGGUCUCUAUCGCAGAGAGCUUCCUUCUCCUCCUGCAAUUGAAUUUGCUUCCCCAGAUGGAAAGAAGCUCUUUACUGAAGCUCUAGGAAAUGGAACCAUGGAAGGGUUUUUCAAGCUGAUCUCUUACUACCAAACGCAAUCAGAGCCCGCGUAUUGUGGGUUGGGCACCCUUGCCGUCGUCCUUAACGCCCUCGCUAUCGAUCCCGGGAGAAAAUGGAAAGGCCCAUGGAGAUGGUUUGAUGACUCAAUGCUGGAUUGCUGCGAACCUUUGGAAAAAAUCAAAGCCGAAGGCAUCACCUUUGGGAAAGUUGCGUGCUUGGCGCAUUGCAAUGGAGCUGAAGUCGAAGCCUUUCGAACCCAUGAAAGUUCUGUUCAUGAUUUUCGUAACCAUGUUAUUUCGUGUACUUCUUCAGAGGAUUGUCAUGUCAUCACAUCAUACCACAGAGGUGUAUUUAGCCAGACUGGAACUGGCCAUUUUUCACCGAUUGGGGGUUAUCAUGCUGGAAGAGAUAUGGUUCUCAUUUUGGAUGUUGCUCGAUUUAAAUAUCCUCCUCAUUGGGUUCCACUUUCACUUCUUUGGAAGGGAAUGGAUACUAUUGAUGCAGCCACUGGACAUCGUCGAGGGUACAUGAUUAUUUCAAGGCUUAACAGAAGUCCAUCUAUUCUUUACACUGUGAGUUGCAGACAUGAAGGUUGGAAUAGUAUUGCGAAGUACUUAAUAGAAGAUGUUCCUCUCCUGUUGAAGUCAGAAGAUGUAAAAGAUGUCCAGAAUGUGAUCUCAGUUGUAUUCAAAUCACCACCUGCUGACUUGAGAGAGUUCAUUAAAUGGGUUGCCGAAGUUCGGAGACAAGAGGAUGGGAAUCCGAUCGUAAACAAAGAGGAAAAAGGAAGCAAAUUCAGCCAUGGUUUCUCUCCAGCUCAAAUCCAAUCAUUGGCUGCCAUCUGUGAAGCUCUGGUACCUCCUUUGUCACUGGAAGACACCAUAAACAACAACAAUAACAAGAAGGAGGAAAGCCCAGAUGACCAAGCCCUUCAUUCCAUCUACAGAGCUUCUGGGUCUCAGCCUCCUAUACCAGAUGAGGUAGCAGAAUUGAUGCUGAAGAGGGCUCUACCAGAAGUUAUGGAGGGAAUGAAGCUAUUUCUGAAGAUGCUGUCAUUCAGAUUAGGAACAUUAUUACUAUGUGGGCAUCGUUGCCUUAGUUGGAAAUGGCCAUUCAUCCACAGCUUCUCUGAAAUGUCUUUGGAGAAAAGAGAAGAAGUCCUCAAGAAAUGGUCAAAGGAAAAGCUUGUGCUCACACUCAGAUUGAUGUUCUUGGUGGUCAAAAUCUUCUGCCUCUACACCUUCUUCUCCAGGCUUGAUGAAAAUUCAAGAAACCCAGCAUGGAAAGCAGUUGGAUACGAUUUGAACACCAAUAAAAAGUUGAUAAAAACUCCAAAGGAGAGACCUCUUGAACAGGGAAUCAUAGAAACCCUGAAUGAGAGUGAUUCUACACUUGUUCAAUCUCUCACUAAGAGAGGCCUUCAGGUCUCGGAUGAUACGACUCACAACAUCCACAGGAUCAAAUGUGAUGUUGUCAUUGUUGGCUCUGGUUGUGGUGGAGGAGUUGCAGCUGCAGUUCUCGCACAGUCUGGCCAAAAAGUGAUGGUUGUCGAGAAAGGGAACUAUUUUCUGCCCAAAGAUUACUCUUCUCUAGAAGGCCCCUCAAUGAAUGAACUAUAUGAAUCAGGUGGAAUUAUGUCAUCAGUUGAUGGGAUGAUAAUGAUAUUAGCUGGCUCAACAGUUGGAGGAGGUUCUGCUAUAAACUGGUCUGCAUCGAUCAGAACACCAGAUACGGUUCUGCAUGAGUGGUCUGUGGAUCAUAAGGUUCCACUUUAUGCAAGCUCUGAUUACAAAUAUGCCAUGGAUGUUGUGUGUAAGAGGAUUAGUGUCACGGAUAAUUGUACUGAAGAAAACUUUCAGAAUCAGAUUCUGCGAAAAGGGUGCGACACUCUUGGUCUGAAAGUUGAUUUGGUUCCUAGGAAUUCCCCGGGAGAUCAUUACUGUGGUUCUUGCAACUAUGGCUGUCCAACAGGAGAAAAGCAAGGGACUGAUUCUACUUGGCUAGUUGAUGCUGUGAAAUGUGGUGCAGUGAUUUUGACUGGAUGCAAAGCUGAGAAGUUCAUAUUGGAGAAUGACAGUCAAGGAGGAGGUACAAGAAAAAGAUGCCUUGGUGUGGAAGCAACAUCUUUGAGCAAGAAUAUGAAAAAUAAGCUGCAAAUUGAGGCCAAGGUGACAAUUUCAGCAUGUGGAUCUCUCUUGACGCCUCCUCUGAUGAUCUCCAGUGGACUUAAGAACCCAAAUAUCGGCAGGAACCUCCACCUUCACCCUGUUCUGUUGUCCUGGGGAUACUUUCCGGAACACGAAUCAGAAUUUAGAGGCAGAACUUAUGAGGGAGGGAUCAUCACUUCACUCCAUAAGGUGGUUUCCGAUACCACAAAUGUCCGGGCAAUCAUAGAAACUCCUGCACUAGGGCCUGCCUCAUUUGCUACACUGUCUCCAUGGAUUUCAAGGCUUGACAUGAAGGAUAGGAUGGAGAAGUAUGCAAGAACAGCUCACCUGUUUGCAUUGGUCAGAGAUAAGGGUUCAGGGGUGGUGAGGAGAGAGGGUAGGAUCCACUACACACUAGACCAGUUGGAUAAAGAGAAUCUUCAAGUUGGGCUUAGGCAGGCUUUGAGAAUCUUGAUUGCUGCAGGAGCUGUUGAAGUGGGAACAUAUAGAAAUGAUGGGCAGAGAAUAAAAUGCAAGGGGACAAAGCAUGAGGAUUUGGAAGAGUUUUUGGACAGUGUGGUUGCAGCUGCAGGGCCAAGCUCAAGGGAAGAGCUUUGGACCACGUACUCUUCUGCACAUCAGAUGGGAAGUUGCAGAAUGAGUGCAAGUGAGGAGGAAGGAGGAGUUGAUGAGAAUGGUGAGAGCUGGGAGGCAAAAGGGUUGUUUGUUUGUGAUGGGAGUUUGCUUCCAACUGCAAUUGGUGUAAAUCCCAUGAUUACCAUCCAAUCCACUGCUUAUUGCAUUUCCAAGAAGAUUGCAGAGUCCUUGGAAAAAGAAAAAUACAUUUGUUAAUAAUCCUAAUAAUAUUAGCUAUUAGCUUUAUCUUGUUCUUCUGCAGCUCAUAAGCUCUGAAAAAUCAUCUCAACACAUUGGUAUUGUAACUCAGAAAUUUAAAAUUGCAACAUGAACCCGAUUUCCUCGUAUAGCAUAUAAUAAUAUAGGCUGAUUUAUAUA
Messenger RNA from Prunus dulcis (almond), 3437 nucleotides. Its product is annotated as glutathione gamma-glutamylcysteinyltransferase 3-like. Lineage: Eukaryota; Viridiplantae; Streptophyta; Magnoliopsida; Rosales; Rosaceae. The transcript is spliced from 9 exons. Gene Ontology annotation, molecular function: metal ion binding; glutathione gamma-glutamylcysteinyltransferase activity; flavin adenine dinucleotide binding. The record is from RefSeq and is a predicted model, not a curated record. Gene Ontology annotation, biological process: response to metal ion; detoxification of copper ion; cellular detoxification of cadmium ion. The coding region runs from base 165 to 3275 and encodes 1036 amino acids.